Armigeres subalbatus is the source of this 1059-nucleotide messenger RNA. RefSeq lists its product as uncharacterized. Bases 1 to 1059 code for a protein of 352 amino acids. The record is from RefSeq and is a predicted model, not a curated record. The transcript has a single exon. NCBI's taxonomy places the organism in Eukaryota, Metazoa, Arthropoda, Insecta, Diptera, Culicidae.
AUGAAGAAUAUGUACCAAUCCUUCCUUAAGGAAUACGAAGAUCUCGGCCACUGUCAUGAGAUUCGCGAGGAAGACGAUCCUCCGGGUCAACAGAGUUACUACUUUCCGCAUCAUGCUGUCCUUAAACCUUCAUGUACUAGCACAAAGUUACGUGUUGUGUUUGACGGAAAGGCGAAGUCUAAUGGUUUAUCUCUUAAUGAGGUUUUGAUGAUCGGCCCUAAGAUCCAGAGCGAUCUGUUUUCUAUCGUACUCCGUUUCAGGAAACACGUUUAUGCAUUUUCAGCUGAUGUCGAGAAAAUGUAUAGACAGGUGAAAAUUGAUCACAGUCAAACCCGAUAUCAAAGAAUAUUUUGGCGAGACCAAUCGAAUGAACCGUUGAGGGUGUUGGAAUUGACAACGGUGACCUACGGGACGUCACCCGCUUCAUUCCUAGCCGUAAGGUCUAUGCUGCAACUAGCAAGAGAAGAAAAAGUUAACUUUCCUGCCGCAGCGCAGGUCGUGACGGAGGAUUGUUACAUGGACGAUGUGUUGAGUGGUGCUUCUACUUUGGACUCUGCAAAACAAUUGAGAUCCGACAUUGAGGAGCUUCUGAAGAGAGGAAUGUUUCCAGUCAGAAAGUGGUGUUCGAAUGACGAAGAUGUGCUUGAAGGUGUCCCCGAGCAGGACCGUGAAACCUUGGUGCGCAUUCAAGAUUCAAGCACAAACGAGACCAUUCGGGCCUUGGGUAUUUUGUGGAAUCCACGAAGUGACAUGUUCCUGUUUUGUAGAAACCCUGAAUCUACCCAUAUUGACGGAAGCGUGACGAAAAGAAGUGUACUAUCCCUUAUCGCUAAACUUUUUGAUCCGUUGGGCCUCAUAUCUCCUGUCAUAGUAUUGGCCAAAUCCAUCAUGCAGCAAUUGUGGAGUGAUGGUAUUGGCUGGGAUGAUAAAAUUGAGGGUGAAGUGUUGGAUAAGUGGACGAUUUUCCAACAUGCCCUAGUGAAAUUGAACGAAAUAGAAAUUCCUAGAUGUGUUGUGGUUCCCAGAAGCGCAUCGUAUCGAGAUUCAUGGUUUCUCUGA